Molecule: messenger RNA, 2145 nt
Organism: Periophthalmus magnuspinnatus
Lineage: Eukaryota; Metazoa; Chordata; Actinopteri; Gobiiformes; Gobiidae
Product: BTB/POZ domain-containing protein 3-like
Exons: 5
Coding region: 240-1661 (473 amino acids)
Biological process (GO): cerebral cortex development; dendrite morphogenesis; neurogenesis
Cellular component (GO): cytosol
Molecular function (GO): protein binding
Source: RefSeq, a predicted model, not a curated record
GCGCAGGAGGCGUGUUCACGGGACAGUCUCGCCCCGAGCCCCGGAGUGAGCCCCGGAGAGGAGCCGCUAGCCCCGCGGAGCCCAAAAACACACUCUUUUUACGGGAGAAAACAUGAGCCCAGCGCCGGGGCUUCUGUUCUGAAACGAGCCUCUGUGCGCACAGUGAGUCUUGGAUCUGUGGAGCCAUGUGCUCCGGGCCCCUGCUCUGAGGGCCCCAGCAUCAGGGCACCGGGCGGAGGAUGGCCGGAGAGCUGUACCCAGGCUCCAAGAAGCUGGUGCCCUCUGAGAGCAGCUCCACCCUCCAGACCUACACCCACAGCCUGAGCCCCAGCGUCAGCAGCACCAGCGCGGGCAGCACAGGGGGCAGCGCGGGAGGAGGCUCCAACUGGCAGGGUCUCUUCCCCACGAUAAGAGAGAGGAACUCGGUCAUGUUCAACAAUGAGAUGAUGGCCGAUGUGCAUUUUGUGGUGGGACCUCCAGGAGGAACACAGAGAGUCCCAGGACACAAGUAUGUUCUGGCAGUGGGCAGCUCUGUUUUCCACGCCAUGUUUUAUGGAGAACUGGCAGAAGACCAGGACGAGAUCCGAAUCCCCGAUGUGGAACCACCAUCUUUCCUUGCCAUGUUAAAGUACAUUUACUGUGAUGAGAUCGACCUUUGUGCCGACACAGUUUUGGCCACUCUUUAUGCGGCAAAGAAGUACAUAGUGCCUCACCUGGCGCGCGCCUGCGUGACCUUCCUGGAGACGAGCCUGAGUGCGAAGAACGCGUGUGUGUUGCUGUCGCAGAGCUGUCUGUUUGAGGAGCCGGAGCUGACGGAGCGCUGCUGGGAGGUCAUAGACGCUCAGGCUGAACUGGCUCUGCGCUCUGAAGGCUUCUGCGACAUAGACGCCGCUACGCUCGAGAGCAUCCUGCAGAGGGAGACACUCAACGCCAAAGAGAUGGUGGUGUUUGAGGCGGCACUGAGCUGGGCAGAAGCAGAGUGCGGGCGCCAGGAUUUGGAGCCCACCAUCGAGAACAAGAGGCAGGUCCUCGGCAAAGCCAUCUACCUGAUCCGCGUUCCCACCAUGGGCCUGGAGGACUUUGCCAACGGAGCGGCGCAGUCCGGCGUCCUCACGCUAACCGAGACAAACGACAUUUUCCUCUGGUACACGGCAGCUAACAAACCCGAGCUGCUGUUCUGCACCAAACCGCGCAAAGGUCUGGCGCCGCAGCGCUGCCACCGCUUCCAGUCCUGCGCCUACCGCAGUAACCAGUGGAGAUACAGGGGGCGCUGUGACAGCAUACAGUUUGCGGUGGAUAAGCGCGUGUUCAUCGCGGGCUUCGGUUUGUACGGCUCGAGCUGCGGCUCCGCCGAGUACAGCGCUCGAAUCGAGCUGAAAAGGCAGGGCGUCGCCAUGGCCCAUCGCCUCAUUAAGUACUUUUCUGACGGCUCCUCCAGCACCUUCCCCGUGUUCUUUGAGCACCCGGUCCAGAUAGAACCCGACACCUUCUACACAGCCAGCGUGAUCCUGGACGGAAACGAACUCAGCUACUUUGGACAGGAAGGUAUGACCGAGGUGCAGAGCGGGAGAGUCACCUUUCAAUUCCAAUGCUCCUCUGACUCCACCAAUGGAACUGGAGUGCAGGGAGGACAGAUCCCAGAGCUCAUCUUCUACGCCUGACCACCCCAGAGCUCAUCUUCUACACCUGACCAUCCUCUGCAUCUCGGAGGAGGAGGAGGAGGGGCCCGAGGAGGAGGAGGGGCCCGAGGAGGAGGAGGGGCCCGAGGAGGAGGAGGGGCCCGAGGAGGAGGAGUUUACUCUUUGGGCUUAUAUUUUUGUGAACUCUCAAGUUUAGAGACAUGUUUCCGUUUCAGACUAAACUUGUAAAACUGCGGUCGUGUUUGGAGCUGGUUCCUCAAGGAUCCUGAAGAACACAUGAACAGACUGAGAAUAACAUUUUGUAAUAUAAAUGUGACACCAUGAAUUGCUGAAAUAUAUUUUACACUUCCAUGGAAAUGUUUUUGUAAAACUCUGAGUUUGCGAAGAAGGCGGCACAUGGACAUGAGAUUCAUUUUCACCCUGUAAAACCCUGAAACUUGGACCUGGCCUCGGUCCUGGACUCGGUCCUGGACUUGGUCCUGGUUUAGACCUGGCCUCGGUCCUG